AUGGAAAGGCUUUUCAAGAAAAUAUCAGUGCCACCAUCCUCAGUUAUUGAGAAAAAUAAUGAUACUCGUGGACAGGAUAAUACAGAAUUUAUUUUAUCAAAUCUUCCAUCAGAUCCUGGGCUUGCAUUUCGUGGUAAUGAUGAAUCUGAACAUUCAAGCAACCAUGGAAAUUUUCUUGAGCUUCUACAGUUUCUUGCCGACCACAAUGAGGAUGUGAAAGCCGUUACUUUGAAAAAUGCUUCGGAGAACCACAAAUUGACAUCACCAGAUAUUCAAAAAGACAUUGUAAAUGCUUGUGCAACUGAGACGAUCAAGGCUAUUAUUGAAGACGUUGACACUUCGUUGUUCUCUAUUUUGAUUGAUGAAUCUUGCAAUGUAUCAACGAAGGAACAAAUGGCUAUUGUAUUGCGUUAUGUGGACAAGAAUGGGCAUGUCGUUGAGCGUUUUAUUGGCAUUGAGCAUGUUACUAGUAUUGAUGUUCUCUCACUCAAGGAAACCAUUGAUGAGGUAUUUUCUAGGCAUAAAUUGAGUAUGUCUAGGUUGCAUGGGCAAGCUCUUGUAGUUGUGGCAAAGAAGAACAUCCAAAUUGAGUCUCUUUUUAAUAUAGUUACUAUUUGGGUAAAUGUUGUUGGAGCUUCAUCGAAGCGUUGUGAUCUUCUUCGAGAGAAGCAAUCUAUUGCAGUUAUUGAAGCACUAAACAGUGGUGAGUUUACAAGUGGGAAACACAAAAAUCAAGAAACUACUUUGAAACUUGCUGGAGAAACACGUUGGGGUUCACACUUUGGUACUUUACUUCAAGAACUAAAUAAUCGUUUCAAUGAGACCAACAUUGAGUUACUUCUUUGUUUGGCAUGUUUAUGUCCAGCCGACUCCUUCUCUGCUUUUGAUAGCCAAAAGCUAUUGAGUCUUACCCAGUUUUAUCCUAAAGACUUCUCUAUGAAUGAGCUGGUGAUACUUAAGAUUCAACUUGAGACUUACAUUUUGGAUAUGUGGUCUAGCAUUGAGUUUUCAGGUUUAAAAGAGAUUGGAGAUCUUGCAAAAAAAAUGGUUCAAUGCAAGAAACACAAGGUGUAUUCGCUGGUUUACUUGCUUGUGAUAUUAGCACUAACUCUUCCAGUUGCUACUGCAACCGUUGAAAGAGCAUUUUCAGCCAUGAAAAUUCUGAAGAAUUGA
Molecule: messenger RNA, 1173 nt
Organism: Pyrus x bretschneideri (Chinese white pear)
Lineage: Eukaryota; Viridiplantae; Streptophyta; Magnoliopsida; Rosales; Rosaceae
Exons: 4
Coding region: 1-1173 (390 amino acids)
Source: RefSeq, a predicted model, not a curated record